Messenger RNA from Penicillium mononematosum, 2076 nucleotides. RefSeq lists its product as uncharacterized. The record is from RefSeq and is a predicted model, not a curated record. Lineage: Eukaryota; Fungi; Ascomycota; Eurotiomycetes; Eurotiales; Aspergillaceae. Bases 1 to 2076 code for a protein of 691 amino acids. The transcript has 2 exons.
AUGGCGCCACUGGUCACUCGACAGAGCCACUCUUUGGUUCCCGGUAUCCCACGUCUCCCAGCACGACCUCCAAACAUACCGGUGAAAGUCCAUAAGGAAAUCGACCCGAUGGUAUUCUUCGAACUAUUCAUCGGAACCGUUGGAAUAUUCGUAAUCGCAGUCUUGUUUUGGAAGCUUGGGAGAUUCAUCAGACGAUUCAAUCGAAACAAGGUGCUGAAAGCAGGCAAAAAGACGAACACCCGAUACGCACGUACAUGGGUAAUUCAUGACUUCUUCGUUCGAACCUGGAAGUCAGUGACGUGGAAAUCGACUCGAGACGACUAUAGUUGGAUUUGGUGGGAUCCUGGCGAUGUGAAAACGCAAAAGCACCGUCAAGAACCGAAAGGAUUUCCUUGGGUACCAGACUGGCUCAAGAGUUAUGAUGACUUUCCCACUGCCGAUGAAAUCUGGAAUCCUUGUUCGCGACCCAAGUGUCUUGGAGCUUUAAAGGACAAUGUGUCAAUACCCCAACCUAUUCCGGCUCCAGGCUCUGUGCAGCGGCCGCAAGGGCAAGAAGACAUGUUGGGAGAAAUCCCACCACCACAACCCACGCUAGUCCAUAAUCAACCAGUCAUUACUCGUUCAAUUCUAGAGGAAAUUCUCAGGGACCCACUGCAGCCCAAAGAUGACAGUUCUGAUCACCAGCCAUGGUUCAAUUCUUGCAAUAAUGCAGCAAGGCCAGCUACGCGCGCACCGAUGCCGUUCCAAGUCCGAUCAUUACCAUCUCGACAGAAUCAAUCCUACCAGAUCCGGGGGUCGAUUCCAUGGCCGCGUGGUGAGGGAUCCCAAGAUAUCUCAUGUCAAAUCCAAUCUGUCGUGCAGCGUAAGGAUAUCGAAUAUGAACUGGCGGAGCCAAGUGGCCCAACGCACGCAAACGAGCCUAAACCACUUCAUCAUUUUCGUGAUCCCCGCAGAUACCGCAGAUGGUCAGCACGUAUGCAGAUGGGGCCAAAAGAGCCAGUCUUUGACAACAUAGGCGAUUCAUCUGGCCCUCCCGGGACGCCAAGGACCGAAUUGUUGGUCAGCUAUGCCUCUGAUCACAGCUCUUCUCUUCGCGGUCACCUUAAGAGGCAGCGAAAUAGCAUCGAAGGGCGCCUGCGUAUAUCAGAAGAUAGAACAUCAUUCACUUCCAGACUCCUCAUCGGAGAUCAAGUUUUGUUCUCGAAUGAACGGCGGACAUAUACAAAAACCAUCCAAUGGAAUUCAGCCCCAGCAAGAAGUCGUUUCCGAGGAAAAGGGACUAAUUCGAAAGGGAGACCAGCAUUGUCCAAUGAAUGGCGGUCUAUGUGUGACCCAAAACAUCCUGCCCUCUCCCGUCGUCAAGGGAAAAGCCUGGAAAUAGACAUCGAUCGAUACCCUGGGGAUCAAAUCCAGCUCAAAACAGGAAGUGCCGUCGAAGAGUUGAGUGAUUGGGAGGUCAGGAUGAUGGAGAGGCUGGAUCGGAAACUGUUAUGGCUCUUCAAUGAAUUCACUCCUGGGAAAAGACCAUACCAUUUUGCCUUGCUAGCCAACCACUGGCUGAACAGAGAAACAUGGUAUGUCUACGAUCCCGUAUCCAGAAUCCCCACCGAUGCACGUCGAAUGCGGGGAGACCCGCGAUUCAACGUUCCUUAUCCUCGGCCGGUUUUCAGCCCCAGACCAAAGUACCCUACGUCCAAAAGGAAACGCGCGCAGACUCCUCGGAUCGACUCCUGGCGGGCCGCGGUGAACAAGCAGCGGAAGGUAUCUGGCGUACGAGACGCCAUUCGCACUAUUACACUGUACGAUGAAUCGGCCGAGGAACCGCCAGAUGGUCAUAUCGACCCAGGCUGUUGGGUUUUGCCGAAACCGCCUCAAGGGUUUGAGAUGUCCACUGCGCAGAAGAACGCUUGGUAUGAAGGAGGAGCAGGCUGGCAAGAGAAGCUUGAUGAUUGGCAGCAAGUUCCCCGGGAUAUCGAGUCCGCAAAGCCAUCCACGAAGGCCGAGUCAACCGGAACAGGGUCAAGGAAGUCGCAGCUCAAGUCAACCAGCGCUGUCGUACUGCGUCCGAAAAAUUGA